CGAUGGCCAAGCUCAUUAGCGUGAUAGACUUGCUGAGGGGGUUGUGAUGUGGAAAGGGGGACAUCUUUUGGAUGGGAAGCCCUCUCGGCAUGUUACGUAUUGUAACGGAGGAGAACAUCAAAGCGGGAACAUAUCGGAAUUUUGAACAGAGAUGUGGUGGUGAAGUGGGCGAAAGGCCCCCGGCAUAAGUAGUUUUUACACGCUUACCAGGGCAUUUUAUGUUAUCAGGCCUGUCCAUUAUACUCAACCGUGCCAUACAACGAACUCUCUCAAUCAUGCACUCAUUACUACCGGUGUCCUGAACUCCUCUUCUUCUUUCUUCUUUCUUCUUCUUCUUCUUCUUCUUCUUCUUCUUCGUCGUCGUCGUCGUCUUCGUCUUCGUCUUCGUCUUCGUCUUCUUCUCUUCGUCGUCUCCUCCUUCUUAUCUUAUUUUACUGCUCCUUCCUCUUCUUCUUUGCCACGUCCUCCUUCUUCUUCUUUGCCACGUCCUCAACUCUUCUUCCUCUUGUUGCUCAUGUCGCUGUGCAUCAGAGCGUUAUCAGAGAACACAAAGUGUUGAUCUCUUGCUUACGUGGUAGCAUUUCAACUUCACGGUCAUCAACGAAUGACGCACCCCUUCUUGUGGACCUGUCCAACCAGCCGGGCAACAACAGUUGAGCGAGGCAGCGUGGAUAUGUCAAGGCUUGAACAAGAGCACGGGAGCAUGAUGCUGCUUGACUUCCGCAACGCAUUCCGAGGAAGUAUCCUCGAGAAGUACCAUGUGGUCCCUUUGCAACUGGCUUCUUUGGACACUACAACUCAACGAAUCGAUCUCCAUCGGUUCGUUACGUUCUUGCUGUGGCCAGGAAAUGCCAGCCUCCUGAAGAGCGAUCAAGAUGCUUUCAUCCACCGAUUUGUUUCCGCCUUUCCUGGCCUGGGAGACGUUUCAUGUUAUUGCGCCGCAGCAGAGAUGGCGAGGGAAUUGCAGGUUGGCGUGGACGAGUCGGUGGAGGGAAUUGCUUCAAUGCGAGAGGACGCCACUGGGCAGAGAGAUCGGUUGCCUGCCUUGGCUGUACAGAUGAUACAGUUGGCGCUCUCUCGUCCGGAAAAUGCAAUGUCGGCAAGAAUGUUUCAGCGAUCAGGCAGGGAUGUCACGCACGAGACCGAUGCCAAUCUUGUGCAGAAAAUGUGCGAUUUUUGCAAAUUGAAAUACCGCAAGCUUUGUCGGCAUCUCGAGGUCGAUUAUCCUGGCUGGUGGUAUCAUUGCCUGACGCAUCUCAUCGAUUUCGAUUUGGUGGGAAUCGACGGCAAGCAUUUCCCGCUGAGAAUGGUCGUGUGGGAUCCGUAUUUAUUUUCCUUUGAGCAUGGCUGGUUUGCGGAGGUCAGAGAUCGCGAGACGGGCGUCCUGAUCGCCAAAGCAGACGGUGAUAAUCGUCGAUACAAUGGCGAGACACUACUCAAGGUCGUGCCGAAGACUGGCGUCGGAGAACGGUACAAGCCGCACGGCAACGUCCCUACUGCGCAGAAAACCUCUGGCAUAUUUAUGCAUGUUGUCGAAGAUUUUCUCUUCUAUAGCAUUGACAACAACUGCAGCAUGUUCAGCAGCAAGAUGGACAGCCAGGAGGUGGCUUCCUUACACGAUCUUCGCGAAGCUUCUUUUCGCAGAUUUAGAGAGCCGUGCCAGCACAUAACCUUCUCUGGCCGCUCGGAGUUUGAGCGUCUGAUUCCCGUCGCGGCUUCUCUCUCUUAUCUCCAUUUCGAUUAUGGGUCUGCCGAGCGCGUUUACCGGGACUUUGACUCUGUUGUAUGCCACUUUGGGCUUCGCAAAUCGUUGCUUGAAGAUGUAUUGCGGGGAGAUUUAGAGCAGUGCCAAGCAAAUUGUAAACGCUUUCAAAGUAUCUUCAAGGAAACUUGCUGGGAGCAAUUGCCUGAGGAUCUGGUGAUGCGGAUAUUGGACCUUGUGGUGCAUCCGCCUCGGCAUAUAGUAUCCGAACCUUUUAAACCGCAGCCUGGCCGCACAUUUGGACCAGAUUCAGAUGGAAACGGAUGCAAUUGAGAAGGUAACAUCAGAAUCUGGUGUAGUGUACAGAUGGCUAUUGCUGCGGUGCUUGACGUAUAUGCGUCUAUACCCUGAUCAUUGUGACACCGAGCAGCAAGCGUAUGGUUUAUUCACAACGUCAAGUUUGAAGUCUAAGUCAAACAAGAGGUUACUAUCAACAGGCCGGAGAGCGACAAUCGCUUGUUUUUCUCACCGCAUGACGUUUGCAAGUUUUAAGUCGAGAAUCAAGAAGAUGGUCUCGCCAACAGGCCUGCGACCGACGGAAAUUCUGAUGCUGUUAGUGAAGGAGGGAUCCUCAUGGUAUAUAUAUAGUGAAACUCCGACGAAACAGUUUGUCACAGCCCCUUGUUUGUUGUCCUCUUCUCCCUCUCUGCCUACGGUUUACCGGGCAGUUCUAUUUGACGAUAUAUAUACUGCCUGCUUGGCUGGAGCUGAAGGUGAUCCAAGUCUGCACGUUCGGCGGUGUCGGCAGUUCUCGGAAAUUUUGUGACCUACUUUUGCUCUUUUACCGUCAGAUUACCCGACAUAGGGUGCCACUUCAGGAGCCCUGGAAAAGGGGUUGAGAGCAUACUCGUAGCAGGACUUGCGCGUGGAUGAAUAUGACCACGUUUACAGCCGGUCCUGGACGUAUCUGACUGCAAUUACGUCCAGAGAUCAUUAGAAUAAGUCGUAGUAUGAGUAAGCCCAGACUGGGUGUAUGUAUACAGUGGACACCAAACAGGUGCAAGAAGUCGGGGACAGGCGGACUGAGCUGUCUGCUUGGUCUCUGACGAAAGAUUACGCAGAUCAAUGGAGGCCGAAAUUAAAGAAGCCGGGUGCAUUGAACUGUCUUCUUGGUCGCUGACGAAACAUUACGCAGAUCAACGGUAGUCAGAAAUGAAAGAAGGUGGGUACAUCAGGCUGUCUGCUUGGUCUCCGACGAAAGAUUACACAGAUCAGAAAUGAAAAAAAAAAGGUGGGUGCACCUAUAACUGUCUGCUUGCCAGUGCGUGGUCUCUGGCGAACGAUUACGCAGAUGAACAGAGGUCGAACGUGAAAGAAGGUGGGUGCACCUAACUGUCUUCGUGUUCUUUGGCGAAAGAUUGAGCAGAUGAAUGGAGGUUGGAAAUGAAAGAAAGAUGGGUGCACGCCUAACUGUCUGCAUGGUUUCUGGUGAAAGAUUACGCAGACGAACGGAAGUUGGAAAUGAAGAAGGCGGCCAGGUGCACCGAACUGACUGGGUGUCUCUAUACAGUGGACAUGAAACAGGCUCAAGAAGGCGGCCAGGUGUACCGAACUGUCUGCUGCGUGGUCUCUGGCGAAAGAUUACGCAGACGAACAGAGGUCGGAAAUGAAGAAGGCGCAUGCAUUGAACUGACUGGGUGUCUCUAUACAGUGGACAUCAGACAGGCUCAAGAAGGCGGCCAGGUGCGCAUAACUGUCUGCUGCUUGGUCUCUUGCGAAAGAUUACGGAGAUGAACGGAGGUCGGAAAUAUGACGAAGCUGGAUAUGGUUCCGAUAAAGUGAGUUACUGUGG
Molecule: messenger RNA, 3554 nt
Organism: Chara braunii
Lineage: Eukaryota; Viridiplantae; Streptophyta; Charophyceae; Charales; Characeae
Source: the annotation of a GenBank genome assembly